This is a messenger RNA of Neoarthrinium moseri, 1260 nucleotides long. RefSeq lists its product as uncharacterized. NCBI's taxonomy places the organism in Eukaryota, Fungi, Ascomycota, Sordariomycetes, Amphisphaeriales, Apiosporaceae. Bases 1 to 1260 code for a protein of 419 amino acids. Gene Ontology annotation, molecular function: protein binding. The transcript has a single exon. The record is from RefSeq and is a predicted model, not a curated record.
AUGUACAAAUAUCGACUGGGCAGAUGGAACGUGCAUAAGUACAGAAGUAGGAAUAGCAGGUCCCCAGAUCAGGAUCAAGAGUCAAGUGUAGUCAUCCGGACACAACGCCGCCAAUCGACCAACCUGAAAUCCCCCGCAUACGGCGGUAAUACCGCCAACUCUCAAUUCACCGUGGUACUUGUUUCUGGGACUCGGGGGAAGCGUGGUAAGAGUAGGAAGUUGAUGAAGAAUCACGCACGCGUAUCGAUACCAGAAUGGGUCUCAACGCCUGACGUCUUCUGCUUGCCUGAAGAAGUCAUAUACCUGUCCCGACAACUUAGCUUUGGGUUAGUCGCGCUUGGAAAUUGGACCCACGAAGAUAAUCUUGACAAUCCGGCAAGCAACAAGUGGUGGGGAAGGACAAUAACCGCCUCACAGCUCUUCGACCAGGGCAAGUUUAAGCAAGCGUUCAGCACACUCAGUCCAUGUUUCGAUCAAUUCACCACGCUUCUGCAGAACCCCGACCCAGGUCUACUUCAAGCGAUUUACCUAGUCGUCCUCCAGCUAAACACCCAGCUGGCUGAACACUUUCUAACAUUUGCUGCUGAGAUGGCAACGAUUAAAUUACCUGCUCGACAUCCUCUCCGGAUUUUGAUGAUAAAGCUCAAAGAAGCAGGAGUCCAAAGUUUGCGGCGCCAUGCUUAUCAUAUCCUAGAAUCGUAUGUCGACGGUCUUGAGAAUCAGCUGGGUCAAUCCAACAAAGGGGUUCUGUUAUUAUGUGAGAAUCUCUGGGAUACGCUUGAUUACCUGAGCCACGAGAAGGAAAUGCACUUUGUAGACUCUCAAACAAUCCAGGAGAGACAGCGAAGUCAGAUCGAAAGAUUGGAGUCGUCGGGUUUGGUCCCUCAGGCCCAGUCAGCAAAGCUGUCGCUUGCCUUCGCAUACGACAGGCAUGAGAUGGUGGAAGAAGCAGAGAAAAUGAAUGACAGCGUCCUUGAGUGGCUUCAAUCACGCCCGAAAGGCCAACAUUCAAAAGCGAUAGACCGAUGGGACAGUUUGUAUCUUCGAUUUGUGUGCAAAGAGAAAAUAGGCACGAUCGAAGACGUUACAAUGGCCGGCAAAGAAUAUAUCAAAGUGUUGGAGGAAGAGCUCGGACCACAACACAAACGGACCAUUACCGCGGUUGGCUACCUGCAGGAGUAUUACAAGAAAAGGGGGCUUGUAGAUAAAGCGAAGGAAUUGGAUCAAGUUCUUGAGCUCGGCUCUGAAUCGCCUGGAUAA